Aedes aegypti (yellow fever mosquito) is the source of this 506-nucleotide messenger RNA. Its product is annotated as zinc finger protein 32-like. The transcript is spliced from 2 exons. Gene Ontology annotation, biological process: regulation of transcription by RNA polymerase II. Gene Ontology annotation, molecular function: RNA polymerase II cis-regulatory region sequence-specific DNA binding; DNA-binding transcription factor activity, RNA polymerase II-specific. Lineage: Eukaryota; Metazoa; Arthropoda; Insecta; Diptera; Culicidae. The record is from RefSeq and is a predicted model, not a curated record. Bases 75 to 353 code for a protein of 92 amino acids.
GACAAAGUUGGGCCUGCGGCAGCCACAUACGGAUCCAUUCGGCGGUCAAGCGUUACAAGUGUCAGCACUGUGAAAUGCGGUUCCAUAUACGGGGGAACCUAACGGCCCAUGAGCGAACACACAUCGGAGCGAAGCCGUACCUGUGUCCGCAUUGUGGGAAAGGUUUCGCUGAGAGAGGCAACCUGAAGAGCCACAUCCGCUACCACACGGGGAACGGCCGUACCCAUGCUCCGAGUGCCCGAAGCAUUUUCGGAACACACUACUCUCGAACGGUGCACCUCCGAUCGCACAGCAACGAGCGACCUUUCCGGUGCACCGACUGUGACAAGGAUUCUACUCGUCCGGUAAGUUGACUAUCCAUCGGCGGGUGCACACUGGCGAGAAGCCGUACAAGUGCAGUUCAUGUCCGGCCAAAUUUGCCGACAGCAGUGGGUUGAAAAGGCACUUGAAAAAGCAUUGAAGGCGAUAAAGGUGGGAUCCAGAAAUGUGCGAUCUGUUGCGAUAAU